Ilex paraguariensis (yerba mate) is the source of this 264-nucleotide messenger RNA. The record is from the annotation of a GenBank genome assembly. Lineage: Eukaryota; Viridiplantae; Streptophyta; Magnoliopsida; Aquifoliales; Aquifoliaceae.
AUGGUGAAGGCCUUCACAUACGAUCAGAACAAAUCCUUCAAGGAAGGGUGGGAUAAGGCUCUUCGGGGCGCGAGGGAUGCUCAGCAAGACCUGUCCGUGGAGGGACGGGAGGAAGUGGCAGCUAUGAAUGUGGCAAGGGGCUUGGCACCGACAAAUGAGCCAAUCCCAGUAAAUGACAGAGAUUUAGAUGAAAUUGUGAUGUCUUUCCUCUUCAGCUUCUUUCUUCUGUGCGUCCUUUUCAUCCUUAGGAUCCUAUACUCCUAG